AUGCCAGAGGAAUACUGUGGGGGGGGGGGGGGGGGGGGGGGGGGGGGGGGGGGGGGGGGGGAUAUUUUAGUAUUUUUUUUUUUUUUUGGGGUUUGGGGGGGGGGGGGGGGGGGGGGUGGUUUUGUGGGGUUUGGGGUUUUAAAAGGGUGUGGGUGGGGGGGGGGGGGGGGGGGGGGGGUGGGGGGGGGGGGGGGGGGGGGGGGUUGA
Molecule: messenger RNA, 207 nt
Organism: Dicrocoelium dendriticum
Lineage: Eukaryota; Metazoa; Platyhelminthes; Trematoda; Plagiorchiida; Dicrocoeliidae
Source: the annotation of a GenBank genome assembly